Molecule: messenger RNA, 1153 nt
Organism: Suillus clintonianus
Lineage: Eukaryota; Fungi; Basidiomycota; Agaricomycetes; Boletales; Suillaceae
Product: UbiA prenyltransferase family
Exons: 8
Coding region: 1-903 (300 amino acids)
Biological process (GO): ubiquinone biosynthetic process
Cellular component (GO): mitochondrial inner membrane
Molecular function (GO): transferase activity, transferring alkyl or aryl (other than methyl) groups
Source: RefSeq, a predicted model, not a curated record
AUGCCUUCCAAGGCGAGAGCAUUGUUCGAGCUCACCAGGCUCCACUGGUUCCCAGUGGGGUGUGACUGCAUGUUUUGGCCGUUCGGUUGGGGAUUCUUGUCAGCAGCCUAUCGUUUGUCGUUGCCCUUCGACGAAGUUGUUCGGAAUACUUUGUUUUAUGCAUUACUGGCGAUACUAGUGCAUUGCGCAGGCUGUAUCAUAGAUGACAUACUUGACCGCGAUUUUGAUCGCAAAGUUGAACGUUCAAAGGAUCGACCGAUCGCAUCAGGAGCUGUUACUACGACAGAGGCUUCUGUUCUUCUGGCUGUUCUCGUUGCUGCCCUAUUCUACAUGUUUUCGACUUGUGGCCCCAAAGCUUUCACACUGGGUGUCGUUGCAUUCCCUGUUUGUGUUACGUCAUAUCCGCUGAUGAAGCGCUGGAUGAACUGGCCUUCCUUGUACCUCGGCUUUGCUGUUAGCUGGGCCGUCCCAGGCACGUGGGUUACAACGACUGGCCAUUAUAAUUGGGGUAUAAUCCUGAACAUAGCAAUUGCGUCGUGCUGCUGGACUUGUAUUUACGACACCAUUUACGCAUGUCAGGACAAGAAGGACGACGUGAAAGCCGGAGUCAAGUCCAUGGCAGUCCGUCUGGGCAAAGCCAUUCGUCCUGUAUUGAGUUUAUUCGAUGUGGUCUUCUUCGUCUGUCUUUUGUGGGCUGGUUACUUGAACGACCAGCGCCUUCCUUUCUACGUGAUGAGUGCCAUUGCCCCGUUCCUCUUGUGUCUUUGGCACAUUUGGUCUUUUGAUCAAAAUGAUCCCCAAGACUGUUGGAAAGUUUUCACGGCAGCUCGCUACGGCGGGGCAAUGAUCUGCGCUGGAUUGAUCAUGGACCACUACCUCAAAAUUACGUCCCUCGCCGGUUGAAAACACAGUUUCACUCAUUUUUUGAGCCCAAAUAUCGUCGUUGCACUUGUGCUGUCUUCAAUAUUGAUCAGGAAUUUGGUUUCGCGAUUCAGGCAGUCGGUCGUGUAGCAUGAAUACAAAUCAUAGCGCCUGAAAUGCCUCUAUAUCCAUUUGAACAGCAGUUCGACUUGUGACGCGUGGACUCAAUGCGGCAGUGGGAUGCCCGUCGGUGUGACGGACAGCGAGCAAAAUAUAAUUGCAAAUCAGUCGC